ACAUUAAUACUUAUUGGGAAUAUAUACUUCGUAAAUAUUGCCAAAGUAUUAAUAACUCAAUUCAAAAUCAAUUACUCAAUACAUUAAUAUUACAAUAUUUAGUAAGACAAUUUUUACCACUAAUUGUAUGUAUAAGACUACAUCCAUGAUGUAUUCUAAUUUUUCACCAACGAUAAGUGUAUAGUUGUAAUAAAUGCCUUGCAACUUCUAUAUACAUUUUCGGAUUGGUUUCAAAUGUGACUAUUAUAAUCACAAUAGUCUCAUUACAGUUUUAAUGCACAUAAUAUAUUCAUAAAAUAAAUUUUCAAACACUUUUGAUACUUUCGUACAUGUAUGUAUAAAUGGUAUAUAUGACGUAUAUACAGGGUGUCGCAGUAGUCAUCGACAAAAUGGCGAUUCUAUGUGAAAAAAACAAGUCGAAAAUAUACAAUAAAAGUUUUCCAUAUGACAUUUCGUUUUCGAGAAAAGACAGUUUAAAAGUUUGCCAAUUAUACUUAAACUUGACCAAUACUGGACUGGACAAGAGCAUAUAAUUGACAGGAGGUUAUUUCACGUAUGAAAAUAAGUCGAAAAAAAAUUUUAGAAUAAAAUUUUUUCAUAGGACACUGCGUUUCCGGAAAAAUGAAAUUCGGAAAUUUCUAUGUACCAUAAUUAUCGUAACACCCUGUAUUUAUGACAUUUAUUUGUGUACAUUGUGCAUAUUAUAUUUGUCAAUCGGAUUCGUUUUCAUGCGUCCUACGUCCUACGUCAUUCGCGAUCAAUUCAAAUAAAGGAAUAAUGAAGCGAAUAAUGAAUUAUAAUAAAUUAUAUUGGAAAUAUUUCAUAAAUAAUGUCGAUAUGUCGAGAGCUAUUUUGUAACUGAUUAUGAUCCAACAAUCGAAGAUUCUUAUACCAAACAGUGCGUUAUCGACGAUAUACCUGCGAAACUCGAUAUUCCAUAAUGAAUCAUGGGUUUGUUAUUUAUUAGAUACAGCAGGUCAAGAAGAGUUUAGUGCAAUGCGAGAACAGUAUAUGAGAAGUGGCGAAGGGUUUCUACUUGUAUUUUCGAUAACUGAGCUUUCAUCUUUUGAUGAAAUAUUAAAAUUCCAUAGGCAGAUACUUAGAGUAAAGGAUAGAGAAGAAUUUCCUAUGCUUAUGGUUGGCAACAAAGCUGAUUUGGAUUACCAUAGAGUUGUUCAAGUUGAAGAGGCACAAAAUAGAGCUCGUCGAUUGAAAAUUCCAUAUAUUGAAUGUAGUGCAAAAUUAAGAAUGAAUGUUGACCAAGCCUUUCACGAAUUAGUAAGAAUUGUCAGAAAGUUUCAGUUAUCUGAAAGACCACCGCUUGAAUUAAACUAUAAAAAAAACAAAAAAAAAUGUUGUAUGUUGUAAUGCCUAAUGUGUUCUUAAUCAACUUACUUUUGUACUAAUAAAAUGGUACAAAGGGGUUGAAUCAAAAUCGAAAUUGUGGAAUCAAUCAAAUCAUAAGAAUUAUUAUCUAUAAUUAAGUUGAAAUAGGAAUUUGAAAUCUGAAACAAGGGAUUGUUGAAGUGCUUUUCAAAAUAACACUUAGAUUACUUUAACUCGAAAUUUAUGCACUCAACUUGAAUCAAAGAGUGCUUUAAGCAAAUAUAAUAUUUUUGAGUAUGCUACAAAUACUUUGUACUCACUUCUAAAACGAAUUAAUACAAUGGUAUUUAUGAAAUGUGUAGUGUAAUAACAAAGUUCACAAAUCGUGUAAUUUUAAUUGUAUAAGAAAUAAAAAUAACUUGACGUA
Molecule: messenger RNA, 1753 nt
Organism: Bombus terrestris (buff-tailed bumblebee)
Lineage: Eukaryota; Metazoa; Arthropoda; Insecta; Hymenoptera; Apidae
Gene: Ras64B
Product: ras-like protein 2
Exons: 5
Coding region: 865-1368 (167 amino acids)
Biological process (GO): signal transduction
Cellular component (GO): plasma membrane
Molecular function (GO): GDP binding; GTP binding; GTPase activity
Source: RefSeq, a predicted model, not a curated record